Nicotiana attenuata is the source of this 1993-nucleotide messenger RNA. RefSeq names its product (-)-germacrene D synthase-like. The transcript is spliced from 7 exons. Gene Ontology annotation, molecular function: magnesium ion binding; terpene synthase activity. The record is from RefSeq and is a predicted model, not a curated record. NCBI's taxonomy places the organism in Eukaryota, Viridiplantae, Streptophyta, Magnoliopsida, Solanales, Solanaceae. Bases 81 to 1730 code for a protein of 549 amino acids. Gene Ontology annotation, biological process: diterpenoid biosynthetic process.
ACUUGGACAGAAUUUCUUAAAAUUCACUUCUCUUAAUUUCUAGUUUUCUAGCCAAGAACUCCGUUAAAAGAAGAAGAAAAAUGGAUAGGAAUGCUGGAGAAGUUAAACGGCGGUGUGACGAUCAUCAUCCUACUGUUUGGGGAGACCAUUUUGUUGCCUAUGCUCAUCUCUCGGGAGCCAAUGAAGGGGAAAAGAAACAGCAUGAGCACCUUAAGGAAGAAGUAAGAAAAAUGCUAGUGAUGGCUCCUUCCAAAUCAUUGCAAAACCUGAACCUGAUAAACGCAAUCCAAUGUCUCGGAGUAGCGUACCAUUUUGAACAUGAGAUUCAGGAGUCACUGGCCUGUAUCUAUAGCUGUUAUGAAGAAUUGAAUGGUGAAGCUGAUGAAACUGACCUUCAUCUUGUUGCUCUGCGGUUUCGAUUACUUAGGCAACACGGUUAUUAUGUCUCAUCUGAUGCUUUUAGGAAGUUCACUGACGAUCAAGGAUAUUACAAGAAAGCAUUGGUUAGUGACGUGCAAGGAUUGUUGAGCUUGUUUGAGGCAGCACAAUUCAGAGUACACGGUGAAGAAAUAUUGGACGAAGCAGAUAAUUUCACCACCACUCAUUUGAAGCUAUUGUUGCCUACAUUGAGCAAUUCUCUCGCGACGCAAGUCAGGAAUGCACUAAAGUAUCCAAUCAACUAUACUAUGGUGAUAGUAGCAGCGAGGAAAUACAUAUCGUUAUACCAAGAAGAUAAAUCAUGUGAUGAAGUGUUACUAAAUUUCGCAAAGUUGGACUUCAACAUAUUGCAGAAAAUGCAUAAAAGGGAACUAUGUGAUAUCACAAGGUGGUGGAAAGAAUUGGACUUGGCAAAAGCAUUACCUUUUGCAAGAGACAGAAUAGUCGAGUUGUACGUCUGGAGUUUGGGUGUGUACAGCUUUGAGCCCCAGUAUAGGGUUGGCAGAAACAUACUUACCAAAAUGUUAUGCUUCGUUUCUAUUACUGACGAUAUCUAUGACACCUAUGGAACACUAGAUGAGCUUACUCUCCUCACGAAUUCAAUAGAAAGGUGGAACAUCGAUGCUGCAGAACAGUUACCCUCAUAUAUGAAGAUUUUUUACCGUGCACUUCUAGAUGUUUACAGUGAAGUGGAGAAAGAGUUGGCAAGUGAUCAUAACAAGUCAUUUCGAGUCAACUAUUCUAUAACUGCGAAGAAAAAGUUGGCAAGGGCUUAUUUUCAAGAAGCCGAAUGGUAUCAUGGGAAUAAUGUCCCAACAAUGGAACAGUAUGUGAAGAAUGGAAUUCGAACUAGCACUGUCCCAUGUCUUGCGACUCUCUCUUGGUUAGGCAUUGGAAAUGAAGCAACGAAGGAGGCAUACGAUUGGAUUGCAAGUGAACCUCCAGUUCUCCUUGCUUCCUCUAUCAUUGGUAGAUUAUCGAAUGAUAUUGUUUCCCAUGAGAGAGAAGUAGAAAGAGGAGAUGUAACAGGUGUCGAGUGUUACAUGAACGAAUAUGGUGUCACAAAGGAAGAAGCAUGCAGGGAGAUUAGGAAAAUACUGAAGAAUAAAUGGAAGGAUUUGAAUCGAGGAUGCCUAGAACCUACCGAUGUACCAAAAGUUCUGCUAAUGCCACUGCUCAACCUUGCUAGGAUGUGUGAGUUCGUAUAUAAAGAUGAAGAUGCUUAUACUGUUUCCAAAAAUAACUUCAAAGACAUCGUUUCUCUGGUGCUAGUUGAUCCCAUUACAAUAUGAGAACUUGAAAAGGAAAAACAUAAAGAAAAUGAAGGAAAAAAAAAACACUAAAAUUGCAACUCUAGAAUGCUUUUAUAUAUAUGUGUGUGCGCGCAAAAAGAUUUGGGUUGCUGGUUCCAGGGCAAACAGACAAUGCUUAUAUUUGGAUAAGCUAAAUGUACGUAUUGGAAUGAAUAUCAUUUGGUUUCGUGUAAUUUGUUUAGUUGUUGGAGUUGCUCUUUUGUAAUACUUAUAAUAAGUUAUAUACAUGACAUCUUAUCAAA